Staurois parvus is the source of this 392-nucleotide messenger RNA. The record is from the annotation of a GenBank genome assembly. Lineage: Eukaryota; Metazoa; Chordata; Amphibia; Anura; Ranidae.
CUGUGUACAAGCUCACAUUGACAGCUUCAAACCAUGUCAGCAAUGCCUCGGUCAGUUACAACGUGACUGUGGAAAAGAUGAACCCAAUGCGCGACCUUAUGAUCUCCAGCAUCCCAGAUAUCGUUACCCAGAAUGUUUCAUUACAGUUCUCUGCAAGCAUACUUAUCGACUCGGCUGUGGAAGUCACAUUUCGAUGGACAUUUGGAGAUGGCACGCCGCAGCUUGAGUAUAAUGUUCGGCCUCCUUAUAACCAGUCAGUCUCUGUUCCUGACCUGCCCAUGCAUAUGGUAGUUGCUGAGAGUAGUGUCACCCACACCUACCAGGAAACGGGUGCCUAUAAUGUGUCGCUAGUCGUGUUCAACAAGUAUGAAAAUAUGUCGAAACUGAUCUCG